Momordica charantia (bitter melon) is the source of this 2094-nucleotide messenger RNA. The record is from RefSeq and is a predicted model, not a curated record. Lineage: Eukaryota; Viridiplantae; Streptophyta; Magnoliopsida; Cucurbitales; Cucurbitaceae.
AUGUCUGAGUUUCUAAAUGAUUUGAGAGGUCCGAUGGUAGAAGAUGAUGAAGAUGAAGAAGACUUUGCCUCUGGGAUGCCGACACAAGGUUUUGAAAGGGACAAUUCGAACGAGUUUGAGGACUUGAUGAAGGAAGCAACUAAAGAAUUGUUGAAGCGAUUGUACUCAUCGAAACAUACAGCAUCUGAAAUGAGAUGGCAUAAGGAAAAGCGGGUUGAUACAGAGGGUGUGCUACGACAUCCAGCUGAUGCUGCUGGGUGGAAGCAUUUGGAUACUGAAUUCCCUCAUUUUGCAUCAGAUCUUAGAAACGUUCGACUAGCUCUAGCUUCGGAUGGAUUCAACCCAUCAAGUAACAUGAACCAUUCGUAUAGUAUGUGGUCGGUUAUACUUGUACCGUAUAAUUUGCCACCCUGGAAAUGCAUGAAAGAACCAUAUUUUUUUAUGUCCUUGCUCAUACCCGGACCUAAGUCGCCUGGAAAAGAUAUUGAUGUAUAUUUGCAACCGUUGAUUGAGGAGCUGAAGGAGUUAUGGACCAAUGGUGUGCGCACGUAUGAUUGUUUCAGUGGAGAAUAUUUUAAAAUGCAUGCAGCUUUGCUAUGGACCAUUAAUGACUUUCCUGCAUAUGGCGAUUUGUCUGGAUGGAGUACCAAAGGCUAUCAAGCAUGUCCUAUUUGUAAAGAAGAUACAUCAUCGUUUAGAAUACGUGGUAAAAUAUCAUUCAUGGGUCAUCGCUGUUAUCUUCCAGAAAUGCAUAGUUGGCGUAGGAGUAAAUGUCAUGAUGGAAAGAUUGAACGUAGGCUUCCUCCAGCCAUAAUGGAUGGAGAUGAGAUUCUUCAUGAAGUGACCUAUUUGAAAUUUCCCCCAUUUGGUAAGCAUCCAUCAAAUGCUAAAAAGAAGCGAAAGCGUGAUUCUAGGACAAAAAGGAGUAUAUUUUUUGAACUUCCUUAUUGGUCGAAACUCUUGUUAAGGCAUAAGGUUGAUGUGAUGCACAUUGAGAAAAAUGUGUGUGAUAGCUUAGUCGGCACUUUGUUGAGUAUUGAAGGUAAAUCUAAGGAUACAUCAAACGCUCGUUUGGAUUUACAAGAUUUAAAAAUACGCAAAGAGUUACACUUACAGAAACAAGGUAAUAAGUAUCUGAAACCUCAAGCUACAUACACUCUUACAAGAAGGGAUCAGAUAGAAUUUUGUAAGUUCCUUAAAUCUAUCAAAUUUCCUGAUGGAUUUGUUUCAAAUAUAUCUCGAUGUGUUAGCGUUGAAGAUGGUAGAAUAUGGGGAUUGAAAACUCAUGAUUGUCAUGUGUUACUCCAACGAAUUCUUCCUAUCGGUAUUCGAGCAUACGUACAAAAAAAUGUGAGUACAUCUAUUGUUGAACUAUGUAAAUUCUUUCGUGAUUUAUGCGUGAAGAUAAUAUCCACCAGUGAUUUAGAUCGUUUAGAAGCUGAUAUAGUACUCAUACUUUGUAAGUUGGAGAAGGUAUUUCCCCCAGCAUUUUUUGACGUCAUGGUACACCUUGCUGUUCAUUUACCUUACGAAGCAAAAGUAGUUGGUCCUGUUAGUUACAGUUGGAUGUAUCCUAUCGAGAGAAGCUUGUGGACUUUGAAACAAUACGUUACAAACAAGGCUCGUCCAGAGGGUUCAAUAGCAAAAGCCUUUGUCAUGAAUGAAGCGUUGACUUUCUGUUCAUUACAGAGCGCACGACCAUUAGGGUGCCCAACAUUGCGUAGACUGUUUGAUGAUGAGAAAAGAAUAGUUCACUGGCAACAUUUGAGAAUGCUUCGACCUUGGGCGGUAAGCGCGACCGACUUAUAUAGAAAUCACCAAUUACAGUUUUCCGAUUGGUUUAAAUCUCAAGUUUUAGAACUACGAAAAGAUGGAAAUAUAUCUGAUGAUCACUACUCUUUAGCUAUGGGACCGGCUUCUCACGCACCCAGUUAUAGUGGUUGCAUUGUGAAUCGUACACGUUUUCACAAUACUGAGCGGGAUACGCGUCGAGUAACACAAAAUAGUGGAGUCAUGGUGUCAGGAGAUACUGAAGGAGAUGAUAAGAAUUUCUACGGUGUCUUGAGCGAGGUUUUAGACUUGGACUUGUCAUGA